This is a messenger RNA of Lathyrus sativus (Indian pea), 1317 nucleotides long. Lineage: Eukaryota; Viridiplantae; Streptophyta; Magnoliopsida; Fabales; Fabaceae. The record is from the annotation of a GenBank genome assembly.
AUGGCAAAUUCAACUUCCGAAUUUGCCACCCCUCUUCUACCACAAACCACCGAGAACCCCCAAGAAAACCCAAUUCCACAAAAUGGAUCAAUCUCGGGAGCAGUGUUCAACAUCUCAACCACCAUGGUCGGUGCCGGAAUCAUGUCGAUUCCGGCGACCAUGAAAGUCCUUGGCAUAAUUCCGGGGCUAAUUGUGAUCGUGUUAGUGGCAGUUAUAACGGAUUUAACGGUUGAGUUUAUGCUGAGGUGUACAAGCUCCGGUAAAGCGGUUACAUAUGCGGGUAUGGUGGGUGAGUCGUUUGGUUCGGUUGGUUCUCUUGCUGUUAAGAUUUGUGUUAUUACCACUAAUCUUGGUGUUCUUAUCGUCUAUCUCAUUAUUCUUGGAGAUGUUCUAUGUGGAAAUGAGUAUGAAGGUAGCAUACAUUUAGGUAUUCUACAACAAUGGUUUGGCGUCCACUGGUGGACAUGUCGCACUUUUGCUCUUCUUAUCGUCGCACUUGUCAUAAUGCUCCCUCUAGUUAUGUUACGCCGUGUAGAUUCACUCAAGUAUAGUUCUGCGAUAUCGAUCCUUUUAGCGUUGGUUUUUGUUGUAAUAUGCUCUUCGAUGGCAGUUACUGCAUUAUCUUCCGGGAAAUCUCAGUCGGUGAGAAUAUUUCCUGAUUUCUCUCAAGUCACUGUCCUUGAUCUUUUCACCACUGUCCCUAUUUUUGUAACAGGCUUCGGAUUCCAUGUCAACGUUCAUCCCAUCAGAGCAGAGCUUGUAAAACCGACAGACAUGAAUACCGCCGUGCGAAUUUCAUUGUUAAUCUCUGUUGCCAUUUACUUUGCUAUUGGAUUCUUCGGAUACCUAUUGUUCGGAGACUCCAUCAUGCCGGAUGUGUUGGUAAACUUCGACCAGAACUCCGAUUCGAGUUUUGGUCGAUUGCUAGACAACAUUAUUCGGCUGAGCUACGCCCUCCAUCUCGCACUUGUAUUUCCCAUCAUGAACUAUUCCUUGAGGGCCAAUAUAGAUGAACUAUUAUUCUCAAAGAAAAAUAAGCCUCCUUUGGCUUUGGACACUCCAAGAUUUGUGUCACUCACUCUUGUUUUGUUAGCAUUCAUAUAUUUGGUGGCUGUGGCUAUUCCAAAUGUUUGGUACUUUUUUCAGUUCUUGGGAUCUACUACCAUUGUUUGCAUCUCAUUCAUCUUCCCUGCUGCAAUCAUACUAAGGGAUAUGCAUGGUAUAUCAAAAACAAGAGAUAAAGUCGUGGCAAUACUGGUGAUUAUUUUGGCUGUUGGGACAAGUGGAAUUGCUAUAUGGACCAAUUUGAAUGGUUAA